UACCUUCCUCACUCGGUAAUAAUUACUUUAUCCAUUAUAAAACCGGUAGUAGACGGAGAUAGACUCAACGCACACAUUCCCAUGGCAACCGGCGAAACUAUAGGGGAGAAAGAGAGAGUCUCCAUGGAAGUUCACGGGAAAGAAACUCACAGCCCAACCAUGGAUAACAAUCAUGAAGAUGCGCUAGAUGAAGAGCCUAACUACAGAGGAUGGAAAGCCAUGCCUUUUAUCAUAGGAAAUGAAACUUUUGAGAAGCUUGGAGCCAUUGGAACCUUAGCAAAUCUCUUGAUAUAUCUCACCACUGUCUUCAACAUGAAGAGCAUCACAGCAGCUACCAUUAUCAACAUCUUCAACGGUACCACCAACUUUGGUACUUUGCUUGGAGCCUAUCUUUGUGACACUUAUUUUGGUCGCUAUAAAACCUUGGGGUUUGCCACCAUUACAUCCUUUCUGGGUUUGCUUGUGAUUCAAUUAACGGCUGCAAUUUCUAAGCUUCAUCCUCCCCAGUGUGGAAAGGACAGCAGUACGUGCCAAGGGCCAACACCAGGUCAAAUGGCAUUUCUACUGACAGGGUUUGGACUCAUGGUAGUAGGAGCUGGUGGAGUCCGCCCAUGCAAUUUAGCAUUUGGAGCAGACCAAUUCAACCCAAAAACUGAAUCUGGAAAGAAGGGUAUUAAUAGCUUCUUCAAUUGGUACUUCUUCACGUUCACGUUCGCCCAGAUGAUAUCAGUCACACUAAUUGUUUACGUUCAAGCCAAUGUUAGCUGGGCAAUAGGCUUAGCAAUUCCAGCAAUUCUGAUGCUCAUAGCUUGUAUACUCUUCUUCUCGGGUUCAAAAAUUUAUGUCAAAGUGAAAGCUAAUGGCAGCCCACUGAACAGUGUAGCACAGGUUAUAGUAGUUGCGAUCAAAAAAAGACGAUUGAAGCCAGUAGAGCAACCUUGGUUAUCACUUUUCAAUUAUACUUCUCCCAAGUCUAUCAAUGCCAAGCUUCCUUACACAGAUCAAUUCAGAUUCCUUGACAAGGCAGCAAUUAGGACUCCUGAAGACAAAAUAAACCCUGACGGAUCAGCAGCUGAUCCAUGGAAACUUUGCAGUCUGCAGCAAGUGGAAGAAGUGAAAUGCCUCUUGAGAGUGUUUCCCAUUUGGGUAUCAGAUGUUAUAUUCUUUACAGCUAUAGUUCAGCAGCAAACAUACGCAGUAUUCCAAGCCGUUCAAAGCGAUAGGCGCCUUGGAAGCAGCAAUUUCAAAGUCCCAGCUGCGUCCUACGGUGUAUUCGUAAUGCUAAGUUUAACCAUUUUCAUACCAAUCUACGACAGAAUCCUGGUGCCAUUUCUCCAGAGGCUAACAGGAAAAGAAGGCGGCAUCACAGUUCUUCAAAGAAUUGGGAUUGGCAUAGCUUUAUCCUCUCUCACAAUGUUAGUCUCCGCCUUGGUUGAAGAGCAAAGAAGGACCACAGCUCUCACUAAGCCAACUCUUGGAACAGCACCAAGAAGGGGUGAAAUUUCAUCAAUGUCCAGUUUAUGGUUAAUUCCUCAGCUAGCACUGACAGGAUUAGCCGAAGCAUUCGGUUCCGUUGGCCUGGUUGAAUUCUACUACAAGCAAUUUCCUGAGAACAUGAGAAGCAUUGCAGGGUCUCUCUUCUUCUGUGGCAUGGCAGGAUCAAGUUAUUUAAGCAGUUUAUUGAUAACUAUAGUUCACAAAACAACAAAUUGGCUGCCGGAAGAUCUCAACAAAGGAAGAUUGAACUGCUACUAUUACAUUAUUGCUGCUCUUGGGGUCUUAAAUUUCGUCUACUUUUUAAUAUGUGCAAAGUGGUAUAAGUAUAAAGAAGGUAUGAGAGAUACAAUCGAAAUUAAUCAACAAGUAAAGCCGAUCAAGGCUUGAUAUUUUUAUUAGAAAGGCCUUAAAUAAGAGUCUCGUAAGUUUAAUUUUUUAUCA
This is a messenger RNA of Manihot esculenta (cassava), 1938 nucleotides long. Its product is annotated as protein NRT1/ PTR FAMILY 2.11. The record is from RefSeq and is a predicted model, not a curated record. NCBI's taxonomy places the organism in Eukaryota, Viridiplantae, Streptophyta, Magnoliopsida, Malpighiales, Euphorbiaceae. Gene Ontology annotation, biological process: transmembrane transport. Gene Ontology annotation, molecular function: transmembrane transporter activity. The transcript is spliced from 4 exons. Gene Ontology annotation, cellular component: plasma membrane. Bases 82 to 1884 code for a protein of 600 amino acids.